AUGCCUCCAAGCGCAGUGCCCAAAGUUCUAAUAAUUCAAGCUUACAUAUGCCCACUAAAGCAGUUCAGCCGACUAUCUCAAAACCUAACAAUACACCAGAUAAAUCUGCAGAGAUCUGCAGAUGUAGUAGCCUUAUAUCCCAGCUUAGACAUAGACUUCACAAUUGACAAAGUAUGUGAAGUCAUUUUUGAGAGCAAUGUCAAGAUAGAUGGAGUUGAUUAUGAGGAAGUAGGAUUGUAUUUGGCACUUAACAUCAAACCGGAAAUGUUAAAAAAGAUUGGUAUAGCAGAAGUAUGUCCAACAAGGAAGUCAAAUAAGGGAAGGCCACCAACGAUUACCGGUAGCGGUGCUGAAGUUCAGAAAGAUAAGUGCUUUAAGUCAUGGAAACAACCCACCCAACAACCGAGUGAACAUACCAAGCGAGUGAUGUUAACAGAAGCACCGAGGGUUGUGUUAAUGAUGAUCAUGAAGAAUUAUGUUUCACCUUCAACAAGGAAAUCAGAAAGCAAAUGA
Paramuricea clavata is the source of this 513-nucleotide messenger RNA. Lineage: Eukaryota; Metazoa; Cnidaria; Anthozoa; Malacalcyonacea; Plexauridae. The record is from the annotation of a GenBank genome assembly.